UCCGCUUCUCCUGAGCCAGACUUUGUUCCCGCCGCCCGGGAAACUUGAUCGGGUUUAGGUGAAGUGAGAAACACCUUGGCGUCUGACAGAAGUUAUAAGGAAAUGGAUUAAUUCCUACAGGAUGAGGCGGGGAAAGUUUCAGGUUUCAUCUACUAAUUAAAAAGGUGGUUGCUAAGAGAUGACAAUCGGUGACAUUGCUGAAAGCUUCGGUUCCACAGCAGCUUGAAGCUCCACUUCCUCCAUCCCUCUGUCUGCAGCUGGCUCAUAGAAAACACUCGCUGACACCAUGGCAGCUUUCACUGCGCCGUGUCCUAACAUCCGCGCUGCCCGGACAACGCUCCAAACACGAGGAGGCAGCGACCGGACGAGUGCAGAGGAGGACGACUCGAGUAGGAGCCGGAGUUCAGAUGUGGGACAGAACACUAUCCUGGAGAAAACUCACGAGUUCUUCCAGAUGUGCGACACGGAGAACAAGGGAUUCAUCACCCGCCGGGACAUGCAGAGGCUGAAUGGUGAGCUUCCUCUGAGUGCAGACGAGCUGGAGAACGUUUUCGAUUCGCUCGAUUCUGAUGGAAACGGAUUCCUCACGCUGGAAGAGUUCUCCUCUGGUUUCAGUGCAUUUUUGUUUGGCCGUAGGAUUUCUGUAGAUGACAUCAUGACUGAGAAGAACUUGAGUAAAAGCGUGCCGGAGGUUCUGUACCAGUCCCGGUGGAAGGAGGGUCCAGGCGCGGCUGAGGAUGACGAGGAAAAGCACUUUGUGAUGCUCAUGGAGAGCCUGGGCGCCGGAAGCCUCCUGGAACACCCUGCAGAGGUGCGCAGCCUGUGGGCCCAGCUGCGCCGCGAUGAGCCUCAACUUCUGUCAAACUUUGAGCAUUUCCUGGCCAGAGUGACGGCGCAGAUCAGAGACGCCAACCAGGAGAAGAGAGACAUGGAAAGUGCCCUCAAAAGGAAAACAGCAACACAUGAUGAUGAGAUCCAGCACCUGUAUGAAGAAAUGGAGCAGCAGAUAAAAAAUGAAAAAGACAAAAUACUACUGCAGGACUACGAUCGAUAUCUGUCCCGAAGUAAAGACCUGGAGCUGCAGCUGUCCAGCAAGGAGAAGGACCUGGAGCAGCUCUUCCAGAAACAGAGACGGUUGGAGUGUCAGUGUCAGGAACUCCACAGUGAACAACAUGAGACCAAAGUGGAAAACGUGAAGCUGAAGCAGACGAACGACGACUUGGCCCGAGAGCUGGAGCUGGUGAGCCAGGAGCUGACGCUGGCGCAGGAGCAGCUGGGUCUGCUGCAGGAGCAGUCGGCACGACUUCACGAGGAGAAGGAGAUGGAGAUCUACAGACUGAGUGAAGGACUGCAGCGAGAGAGAGCGAGUCUUCACAAGCAGCUGGACCUUUUGAGAGAAAUGAACAAACAUUUGCGGGAUGAAAGAGACAUGUCCUUUCAGAAACCAAAAGGAACCAAGAAAAGCUUGAAGCACCGGUCUUUUAUUGAUGGAGUGAAGCAAGCAAACACCGAUGUGUUUAAAAGUGAGGAUGAGGAGGAGCCGACCUCCACCGCCCUGAGGCAGAACCUUAACGGCUUCUACCAGCCGUCCUUCCCAGCUGAAGCAAGGAGUCGUUUCCAGAGGAUUAUCUCCAUAGAAGAAGACCACCUCCCCUAUUUACUGAACAACAGCCUGGCUCAGACCGCACUGCAGAACUGUGCUGAAGUAGAGACUCAGUUGGAUGAUGAAGACGGAGUGGAUGUGAUGAGCGAACCUCGCCGCAGGUCAUCGCCGAUCCCUGAGCAGCAGUCUGAGGAACGGCUGGUCCCGUCAUCUCCAAGAGGUCAGCCGGUUGGCAAGGAAACCACCAUCAAUGAGGAAAGCGUUCCUUCGGCUCCUGAUCGCCUCUUCAAGGUCGUCCUGGUGGGAAACUCCAGCGUGGGAAAAACUUCGCUCCUCCAGAGAUUCUGUGACGACCGCUUCCACCCGGGAACCUGCGCCACUGUCGGCAUAGACUACAGUGUGAAGACAAUAACUGUGGACAACAGCCAGGUGGCGCUGCAGUUGUGGGAUACAGCAGGACAGGAAAGGUACCGCAGCAUCACCAAGCAGUUCUUUCGCAAAGCUGAUGGUGUGAUUGUGAUGUAUGAUGUAACUGCUGAGCAGAGUUUCACUGCAGUCAGACAGUGGCUGACAAGCGUCAAGGAAGGCACCGGUGGGGAAAUACCCAUCAUGCUCUUAGGAAACAAAACGGACAAAGAGGCAGAGAGGGAAGUUCAGAAGGAAGUGGGCGAAAGGCUCGCCAAGGACUGCCAGAUGACCUUCUUUGAAUGCAGUGCAUGUUCUGGAGCCAAUGUGGCCGAGUCCAUGGUGCAGUUAGCCAGAAUCCUGAAGGAACAAGAAGACCAGCAGAAGGAGAAAACGGUCCAGCUGAUCAGCAGCCCCUCAAAAAGGAGAUCCUGCUGCUAAAACAGAAAACACUCAACACAACGUAGCACUACCCUUUAAUCAACUUAUUAAAUGUCCUAGUUAAAUCACACGGGCCACUGAGAACACAGUAAAUUCAGGUUAGAUAAAAUAAGUACCAUUAUGAUGUUGUGGGUUAAAUGUACAACUAGCUGAAAUAUUUAGUACAUUUGUUUUAGUUGUAUAUUCACCCUAACUUGAAUAGUACAAUUAUCUGUUCUACAUAUUUAUUUCACUUAUGAAGAGCAUAUUGUUAUAUUGAUAUAGAGCCAUCAUGAGAUGUACUAAAUGUGUUUCACUUCCUCUAUAUCAUGUUUAACAUGACGCAUAAUAGCAAAGCACCAUCAUUUAAGUAACUUUGCAUGAAACUUUAUACCUUUAAAACUUUGGUUAGUCGAGUUUUAACUGAUCUAAGUUCAAUUCAGUUUAUUCAUUUCUGGUUAUGUGAAAUUUCUUCAUAUAAUGUUUGAAAAGAGCAUCAGUGUACAAAAGUACUUUAAUUGCACAUGUUUUUGUUCCAAGUUUAACAUAUUUAAUGUCUCCUUUACUAAUUGUUAGGUAGCAAUUUAUUUUUGAUCAAAAAUUACAGUUUAGAAUAUAUAUAUUUUUUUUGUUGUAACUUUUAAGAACAGAUUGGAUUAAUUCUAGAUGCCAAGUGUUUUAUGAAAAUGUUCUGUAAUUUUUUAUGUUUAAAAUCUAGUCUUACUUUUAUUUUUGUCACUAAUGUUUCACUACUUCAGGAGUCUCGUUAAUUUAAUGUACAUAUUUAAAUGUUAAUAAAGAUGUUUGUGAAAUUCAUCAGUGGACUGUGGCUCACUAAAUCAUAAAACAUAAACUAGAUUUACAGCAUUACAAAGCGAAUAAGUUUAUUCCAGCUUCAGGUCACAUGACAAAAUAUAAAAAAUAAAUGGCAGAAGUUCAGUUGGCAUACCAGGUUAUUGGUAUAACCCUAAAAACAGCAAAUUAGGACUCAAACUGCUUUUCUUUUCAUGCCAGUACACCUAUAUGAUUCACUUAAUAUAGUUCACCAUAAUCCUUCUCUUCCAUUUGGCAUGUUAACCUUUUUAAAAUUUAAAACACUUUUUAAAAGCUAUAAUUUGUCAAAUUGUUUAAUUUCUGUAGCAGAGCCUGGAUAACACAGGGAGGCUUCUGUUUCCCAUCACAUGGCGAGAAAAUACCUGGAAAACCUAUUCCAGGCUCCUGCUCCCUCAAUGUGAUGGCGCCCUGGGUGAAGAGCCUCGUAACCUAUAAAAAACCCGUCACUGCUGACAUCUGGUUGACCAAGCAACAACUUUUCCUUUUCAGAUGAUUUAGAUCAACCGAUUUUUUAAAUAAAAAAGCUUGUUGAAAUCUUGGCAAUGACAUUAAGAGCAGAAGUGAAAUGGAUCCACUGCUGAACCGGAAAUGCAGAUUAGGAUUUGUGAAAUACUACAAAUGUUUUUUUUUUUUUUUUUUGUUGCAUCGCCUCAAAAGUCUUUUCAGCAAAUGUUUUUAUCUGAGUUGCUAAGAUAGUAAAAUCUUGCAAGUUCUUAUUCAGGAUAAUUUAGACUAAAUUUUUAAAGAAAUAUUGGUUGUUUUAACUGAAGCUAAUUCUAAACAAGGAAAUUUAAAAAAUCAAAGUUUAAGGUUUGGAUUAAUGUGUCGAGGCAUUUACACCAGGAUAAAUGAGUACCGACUAUGUUUUUUCUCAGUUUUAUUUCUAAUGCGGUUACUAACAUGGAAUAUGAACCAGAUGUUUGUAGCAACACCUGUAAUCCACGCAUACACUGAAGUCAAGACAAAUUAGUCUGAGUUAUAAAGUUGAAGUGGCAAAAAGGGCUGAAAAGCAAGAAAUCAGUUUUUAGAAAGCAAUCUUUUUUAGUUCAUGGGAAAAUCACUCUAUGAAAGUAUUGCACAAGAAGUAAUUAAUGAUGGGUGAAUGACUUUAGUUUCCUCAUAACAUUUCUAACCUUAAAGUUGCAAAAUGUUGACAUAGUGCUCCUCCUACGACUUCUGACAGGGUUAACCAAAAACCAGAGACUGGAGGAGGCCUGAUAUAGCAUUCACCAUGAGAACAAUAAGUAGUGCAUUCAACCACAAUGUCCUUAAUGCAGACUUUCAGUGUAAAACACCACUGCCAAAGAAACGGCAAGUUUAAGCACCUUUAAAAUUUAAAAAGUUAGUGGAGAGAACACAGCGUGGUUAGAAAAGGUCCAAACCGAGCUCUGUCCUUGAACACACCAUGUUUGAAAGAGAGGUGGUUUUGAGCAUCAACUGAAAAAACAACUGUGAAGUCUGGAGGUGGCAGUAUCAUGGUGUGGGACAGAUUGUCAACACAUGGAUCUGGUAAAAGAAGGAAUUACAAAUAAAAUGCUCCAAUUGAAACCUACAGAAAAAGUCAUCAAACAUUUCCAUAAGCAUUUACUCCCUGUGUCAUUACAUUACAACAUCUGGUAUGUAUUUCCUGUCAGUGGACCCAUUCAAUACAUGUUUAAUGAAGAAAAACAUGCAUUCAAUAAUUGUCCCCACUGUGUGAUUGAGAAAUGAUGUCAGAAAUUGGACAACUUCACAGCUCAAACUAAAAACCACAAAGUUCUAUAUGCUGCACAAUGUGGGCUUGGUCACAAGCUGCUCACUCACAAAGACAAGAACAGGAAGUAGAACAACCACAUUUUCUGUUUGCUCAUCCUUGGCUGCACUUUUCACUUACUGAUAUGUUACCCACUAUUGCUAGACUUUUACAAAUGUAAACGGUUUCAAUUCAGUCAGUCGCUACAGUGCAUGACAGUCGUACAUAACUAAAUUUAAUGAUUUAGUUCACUGUAAACCCAAAACAGCACAUGGAGGAAAAAGUCAAACUAGAGAGCCUGAAAAAAGCAUUCAGCCCUUUGGAUGUUUCACCUUUCUUAUUGCUUUUAAAAAGUAAUUCCAAUCAUCAAUUUCUUUUUUUUUUUUGACAAAAAGAAACUCUUUGAUGUCAAAGUUUCCACUUUGAAAUCAAAAGGGAAAACUUAUGCUAAUCUAAAAACAUGUUUUUGCUAACUUUGAAAUCAUUUAGUGCACUUAGCUUCUCCAGUUUAUUGUUUCCAGAUAAAUUCUAACAUGCUAAUUUACUGUUUUUAUAAACUUUGGGUUAAUUAAAUGUAACAGGUGGCACCAUUAGGUGUCGCACUCUCCACAGCCUGAGCCUCCAUAAAGGGGAAGCUGGAUGGUGGCCAAGC
Messenger RNA from Xiphophorus maculatus (southern platyfish), 5646 nucleotides. It is a transcript of the gene cracr2aa, whose product is annotated as ras and EF-hand domain-containing protein homolog. The record is from RefSeq and is a predicted model, not a curated record. Gene Ontology annotation, molecular function: calcium ion binding; GTPase activity; GTP binding. The transcript is spliced from 19 exons. Bases 287 to 2449 code for a protein of 720 amino acids. Lineage: Eukaryota; Metazoa; Chordata; Actinopteri; Cyprinodontiformes; Poeciliidae.